AUGAAUCCCCCGUUCUCGAAGCAGCCGCUGUCCGAGACCGCGCUGGAUCCGCCUCCCCCGGACCUGUCGCAGCUGCGAGAUCGCCGGCGGGAGAAGCCGUUGCUGCCAUGCACCUUUUGCAGGAGUCGCAAAGUGCGAUGUGAUCGCCAGCUUCCGUGCAAAACCUGCACCAGCAGGGGAAUCGGCCAUUCCUGCACCUACUGGUCAGGGCCGCGCAGGGGCAAGGUCAGCGUCGGUGAUCGUAUCCAGCAGCUGGAGACACUCGUGCGCUCCCUGCUCCAGCAGCAGCAGCAGCAGACGUCGCAAACGCCCGCUCUGCAUCCCGAGGGCCUCGUCCCGGAUGCAGCACAGUCCUUCCAGGGCACUCCUGGCGCAUCACCGCAGGGCACAUGUGUAUCGGCGACCCCACUGGCGUCGGUGGAUGAGGGCACGCUCAUUCCGAGCCUCAGGCGCGCGUCGUUGUCCCACAGCAGGGACCAUGCAGUGUCCCCCGCGCCCUCGGACACCGGCAGCAUCCAUUUACACUCGCAUGGCGCCAACUACGUCGGGAGCGUCCACUGGGCCGCCGUCCUCGACAGCAUCUCAGAGCUCCGGGACCACUACGAACAAGAAGAGGAGGCCCGCAUGCGGGCCACCAGCGACAAUGCGCUACGCCACAGCCGCCAUCCUCGUCUGCUGUACGAGCCCGUACAGGCCACGAAGGCCGAUCUGCUUUCAUCCAUCCCAGCGCGGCCCGUGGUGGACCGUAUGCUCGCACGGUACUUCAAUGCACAGGGUCUCGUACCGGAGAUCCUUCAUCGUGGCCAUUUUCUCCGAGAGUAUGAGAGGUUCUGGCAGGAGCCGAACGAGGCGCCGUUUGUCUGGAUUGGCGUCUUGUUCAGCAUCAUGUGCCUUUCGACGCAGUACCAGCAGUUCAUCGAAGACCCGGCAGAUCCAGAAACUGCAGUACGCGUGCAUCUGUACCGGGAACGGACCGUCCACUGUCUCGUCCUAGGCCAGUACACCAGGGGCGGCGACUACGUGCUGGAAACGUUAAUCAACUACCUCGCCAGUGAGAUGUUUCUGUCCAAGGACACCGAGAUUGGCGUCUGGCUGGUGCAAGGCAUGCUCGUGCAGCUCGCGCUGGGUCGGGGAUACCAUCGGGACCCCCAGAACUUCUCGAACAUCUCGCCGUUUGCCGGCGAGAUGCGGCGGCGCGUAUGGGCCAUCAUCCUGCAGAUGGACCUGCGUCUUUCGAGCCAGAUGGCGCUGCCACGCUUGCUCAAGCGGCAGCAGUACGACACGCUUGAGCCUCGCAACCUGCUGGACACAGAUUUCGACGAGGAUACCGUCGAGCUCCCCCCUUCGCGUCCUCAGACGGAGGUAACUCCCGUCCUCUACAGCCUCGCCAGGACUAGGAUAGAUAAGAUGAAUGGACUCGUCAGUGAUCUCGUCAACGACACCCAGGAGCACCCGUACACGGAGAUCAUGGAGCUAGACCGGAAGGUACAAGAGGCAGAGGCCUCACUGCCGCCCAUCUUCCGGUGGCAGCCUCUCAGUCAGUCGUUCAUGGUACUCCCGCAGAUCGUCAUGCACCGCGUGUUGCUCCAACUGGCCGUCCAGCGGCUUACUAUCUGGCUGCACCGGAAGUAUCUCUCUCCAACCUAUGCUCACACACACUACAAGUACUCCCGAAACGCCUGCGUCCAGGCUGCCAUCAAGAUUCUCGAAUUCCAACAAACAGUCGACGAGGAGACGCGGCGCGACGGGCUUCUGUAUCCCGUGCGAUGGAUGUUCAUGUCGUCGCGGCUGCAGGCUGUCUUCCUCCUGGGCAUCAGCAUUCUCUGCUACUACGUGCAACUGGUCAAGACCCGGCCCGACGUAUCCCUGGACCAGGACACGGGCGCUCGGAUUCACAACCUGCUGAGCAAUACGUAUCCUCUAUGGGUGCGCCUAAGCACUGUGUCCCGUGAGGCCCGACGAGCAGUCGAGCAUCUGAGUCUCUUCCUGGGACUGCGCAAGGAACAAGAGUCCGGCACAUCGCUCGCUGCUACGACCACUACGGCGGCUACCUCUUUUCCCGCUACCAUGCCCCUGGAAGCGUUCGUGCCGCCGGACCAAUUCACUUGGGAAGCUUACGAAGAUAGUCAGUUCCAUUCCCCCUUGCACCCUGGGAAAACACCGUACCUGUAUGAAGCGCAUUGGAGACUGACCUUCUCAGAUUUUAUGGCCGAUAUCCCCGCAACAGGAGCAUUCGCUGCGGAAUUCAUGCUCCCGGACACACCGGGGUCGUCUUCGGCGAUGAGCACGUCCAUGGCGGAUGUGCUGCUGGCUAACACGGCCGAUUUGGACGAAGCGGGCAGUCUGAGAUGA
Molecule: messenger RNA, 2352 nt
Organism: Monascus purpureus
Lineage: Eukaryota; Fungi; Ascomycota; Eurotiomycetes; Eurotiales; Aspergillaceae
Source: the annotation of a GenBank genome assembly